AUUGACGCAGGACACAAGUUUGGUGGUGCAGUUUCCAGAGGGUGUUGCGACGGGUGCCGUCGAGGCAAAAGACACAAUGCGGCCAACGACAGUUGUGGCUGGCGACAGUGUCUACAUGCUUCUGAGAAAUCAGAGCGUUACACCGUCGGUGGAUAAAUUGGCUAAUGCACGUGACUGGGGACUUUUGCUGGUAAAGGGAAGCGUCAGUGGUGGCAAUGAAAUCACGUGGAAGGAGACCCAUGCGGUGACGUUUGGAAACGAUGAAUAUGUUGCUAAAUUUUCGACCCAGUUGGUUUCUGGCGGAGGGUCGGGGAUUAAGACGAAGGACGGUACGCUAAUGUUUCCCCUGCAGGCCGCAGAGAAAGGAACGACUUCAUUGCUGUCCAUGCGCUUUGAUAAUUCAGAGAAUAAAUGGAAGCUCUCGCACCAAACGGUUGGUGAUGGCUGCAGGGACCCGACCAUCGUGGAGUGGGGAGAAGAAAACAGACUCCUCAUGAUGGCUUCUUGUGAGCAAGGUUACCGUGACGUGUACGCAUCGACUGGGAGUGGGGUGGAUUGGUAUACAUAUGGUGAGACACUUACUCGCGUGUGGGGCAACUCACAUGAUCGAAAGGGGCACGGUGUCCAGAAUGCCUUCAUCAAAGUUACAAUUGAGGACAAGGAUGUGAUGCUCGUCACUCUGCCGGUGUAUCCGAAGGACGACAAUAAACAAAAGGGUCGGCUCCACCUUUGGCUGACGGACAAUACACGCGUGUAUGAUGUUGGGCCGGUAUCCCGUGAAACUGAUGACGCUGCCGCGAGCUCGCUGUUGAUGAAGAGUGGGAAUGAAAAGUUGAUCUCAGUUUACGAAAACAAGAAGGGCGACGGAUCAUACAGUCUUGUCGCCUUGAGCCUGAGGGAGCAGCUGGAGCGGAUCAAAUCCAUGGUGAAGACAUGGAAGGAUUUGGACAGCGCCUUGCGAACAUGCCGUUCCGGCUCCAGCGCCACUGUCGACCCGAGAAAGAAGGGUAUGUGCAAUGAUACUGUUCCCACCGACGUGCUUGUUGGCUUUUUGUCCGGUAACUUCUCUGAUAACACUUGGAAGGACGAGUACCUCUGCGUGAAUGCAACUGUGAAUAAUGGGGAGAGAAGGGUUCCCAAUGGAUUGACGUUCAAAGGGUCUGGAGCAGGUGCGGUGUGGCCUGUUGGCGACAUGGGGCAGACUGUGCCGUACUACUUUGCUAACAAUAAGUUUACUCUUGUGGCGACGGUGUCCAUCCACGAGGUGCCGAAAGAAAGCAGCAGUCCCAUCCCCUUGAUGGGUGUGAGAAUGAACGAUGCACAAGGCACGGUCCUCUUUGGUCUGUCGUACACCCACGACAAAAAGUGGAGGUUCACACUUCCCAACGGAGCUUAUGAAGGUGGGUAUAAUUGGCAACCAAACACAACACAUCAAGUAAUGCUGCAAAUGGAUUUCAAUAGCUGGUAUGUGUACGUUGAUGGAAUGCAGGUUUAUUAUGGGUACUACAAAGGGGAUCUUUUUAAAGAGCACAGGAUCUCGCACUUUUAUUUUGGCGCGGAGAAUAAGGAGGGUUCGGAAAGCAGCCACAUGACGGUGAGCAACGUCCUGCUGUACAACCGCAUAAUCUAUGGAAGUGAAAUUGCGCUACUCAAUGCCAGCAAAGUCCCUAUUCCAAACCCUGGUGAGGAGCCACGCUCGGUGCCGGAGAUUCCGCCGAGGCCCACCGGUGAAUUUGAGGCUACUCCAGUCAAGAGAAACGAAGAACCCCACGGCAGCCAUGCAGCGUUGGGUAACGGGGAUCCUGAGAGACAAAAUACAAGCCCCUAA
This is a messenger RNA of Trypanosoma cruzi, 1828 nucleotides long. RefSeq names its product trans-sialidase, putative. The record is from RefSeq and is a predicted model, not a curated record. The transcript has a single exon. Gene Ontology annotation, molecular function: exo-alpha-sialidase activity. The annotation marks the transcript as partial. Lineage: Eukaryota; Euglenozoa; Kinetoplastea; Trypanosomatida; Trypanosomatidae.